UCGUCAAAACUCAAUACCCUUGUAGCUCCUAGCGUCCUAUACAAGGAGAUUUUGUUUCUCUGGUCUCACAAACGGCAAAACCCGAGUCGAGUGUGAAGACUACUUACUGCCCGUGUCUCCCUUAGUUAUCGGUAAGACGGUCUGCUCCUCUAUUUUGUCUUUGAAUUGAAGAAUGGGAAGAGCGAAAAAGGGUGGUGCAAUAUUUAUCAGACUGGUGUCUUCUGCUGGUACUGGAUUUUUCUAUGUUACUAAGAAGAACCCUAAAAAGAUUACAGAGAAGCUUGAGUUCCGUAAGUUCGACCCUCGAGUUAAUCGCCAUGUUCUAUUUACUGAGGCCAAGAUGAAAUAGGCUUGCAUUCUGCUAUUUCAUGCUUCAUUGCUCAAGGUUGAUGCUUCGCAUAAUUUCUUAGUAGGUUGGCUUCACCAAUAACAUAGAGAAUGAUGCUUGGACUAUGAGUUCCCAGGUGAUAUUUAGUUUUUAUUUGUAGUAGUUGUAAUUGAACCACAUUUCAAUAUAAUAUCGGGUAUGUAAGUUCAAUUGAAAAAUAAAUUCUAGAUUUCUGAAAACAUAACACGAUUAUACAAGAGGAAAGACACAAAUAUUAAGGAGCC
Molecule: messenger RNA, 612 nt
Organism: Beta vulgaris subsp. vulgaris (sugar beet)
Lineage: Eukaryota; Viridiplantae; Streptophyta; Magnoliopsida; Caryophyllales; Amaranthaceae
Exons: 2
Coding region: 173-349 (58 amino acids)
Biological process (GO): translation
Cellular component (GO): large ribosomal subunit; ribosome
Molecular function (GO): structural constituent of ribosome
Source: RefSeq, a predicted model, not a curated record